AUGCAGAAACGUGCGGAAUCGAAAGCUGCACCGGCGUUUCCGAGCCUUGCCGUCUGUGUCUGCAUCGCUAUUCAUGCAGGCCUCAUUACCUGGCUUAUGUAUCACCUCGCUGUUGAAGAGAUUACAGACUGCGACGGUCUAAACAGCGCAGAAGUGUCUGUGCUCACCAGUUUCAGUAAAAUUCGUAUCACUGAGUAUCCGUACGCGGAAUUAUUCCUCGAGACAUGGCCGUACGCCUGCGUGCUGGUGGCAUUUUGUCUCGUAGCAAACAUCUUCAACUUUCCAGGGAAAAUGCUUGUGCUGGACACAGUUUCCGUGCUUUUGAUCUGGCGCAUUAAUGGAUGGCAGUUUGCAAUCACUGUUAUCGUCAUUUCCAUAGCUUUCUCAGUCUUUGGUGCUUAUAUUGGAAGAAGUCCUUUAUUUGUGUUGAUUGUGGGAAUGCUAAUGCUGAGGAAUAUGAAACACGUUCUCAUCUUUUGUCUACCACAGGGGUUCGUGUCUCAAAUAUUUGUAGUGCCGAUGUCCGGUUCAGGCUUCAUCGUCAGUGUUGUUCGGUCCAUUAUUUUGGGCAUUGAACAUGCUCGAAUGAGGUCGGUCUCGCUGAGAGAUCUCCUCUGCAAUUCCAUCGGAUAUACCGUCAUGUCACCCAUCUGCAUGUCAGCUCCCUUUGUACUCUUCCAAGACUGGCUGAAGUGGAGAGAGGGCACAACUAAGUACGGCUUCGGAUCAAUUGACUUUAUAGGCCAAAUGUGUGGACCUGUUCGAAGAAUCUCUCGAGGUCUCAAUGUUCGCCAGUUGGAUGGCUUUCUCGUGUAUUUCAUCUCUUUUGUCAAUGUUGGCAAGUUCCACCUCUUCUAUGUACUGGCUUACGGCUACUGCAUGGUAGUCGGCGAUCUUCAACAGUUUGCGCUGUCUCCACUGUUUGAAAAGGAGACCUCACGAUUGGUUGUGGAAUCGCGAGACCAUCAGUCUGAAUUGUUGCUAAAAUCCACUCAGGAUUUAAGUUUUGUCGAAAAGCUUAUUUCUUCAGAGGUGACUAUUAAUGGUCUCAUGCCUGACCCUCCGUGUUGUCUACUGGGAACGCUGCAAAGCUCAGAAGUGUGGAGGUAA
Molecule: messenger RNA, 1110 nt
Organism: Dibothriocephalus latus
Lineage: Eukaryota; Metazoa; Platyhelminthes; Cestoda; Diphyllobothriidea; Diphyllobothriidae
Source: the annotation of a GenBank genome assembly